Messenger RNA from Andrographis paniculata, 658 nucleotides. RefSeq names its product 40S ribosomal protein S15a-like. Gene Ontology annotation, molecular function: structural constituent of ribosome. The transcript is spliced from 4 exons. NCBI's taxonomy places the organism in Eukaryota, Viridiplantae, Streptophyta, Magnoliopsida, Lamiales, Acanthaceae. The record is from RefSeq and is a predicted model, not a curated record. The coding region runs from base 120 to 512 and encodes 130 amino acids. Gene Ontology annotation, cellular component: ribosome; cytosolic small ribosomal subunit. Gene Ontology annotation, biological process: translation.
UAGAGCUCCAAACCCUAAUUUUCCUCCGUGCAACUCAACUCCUGCAACAUCGGCUGCCGAAACUCCGAUCCACCGCAGGAACCAACGGCUUCGGCGGCGUAAUCUUUCGGGCUUGAAAGAUGGUUAGAGUCUCUGUCCUGAACGACGCUCUGAAGAGCAUGUAUAAUGCUGAGAAGAGGGGAAAGAGGCAGGUCAUGAUCAGGCCUUCUUCGAAAGUGAUAAUCAAGUUUCUUCUGGUCAUGCAGAAGCACGGAUACAUUGGGGAGUUCGAAUACGUUGAUGAUCAUAGAUCUGGAAAAAUUGUUGUUGAGUUGAAUGGGAGGCUAAAUAAAUGUGGUGUUAUUAGCCCCCGUUUUGAUGUUGGUGUGAAGGAGAUUGAGCCAUGGACGGCUAGGCUACUCCCAUCCCGACAGUUUGGGUAUAUUGUGCUGACCACAUCUGCUGGAAUUAUGGAUCACGAGGAAGCUCGAAGGAAAAAUGUUGGUGGUAAAGUUCUCGGAUUCUUCUACUAAUGGCAUGCUAGUUUUGGGGUUUUUACUUGUUUGAUCAUGUUGCGGAUGCUACUGUUUUGCUUUUCUUCUCUUCUGCGCAUCGACGUUUUUGUUUGAAUUCGACAUUGCUAUUAUUUAUAUUUGAGAAUCACAUGAGUUUUUAUUCA